GUAAUUAAACGAUUAAGCUUAAAAUUACUAACCAAAAAUAGACUCUGAAAUUUUGAAAUAGUAUUGUAUUAACAAUGGAAUAUUAAUAUAUAGAAUGUGGCAUACUUUAAGAGGACAACUCAUAAACAAGAAUAGAAAAAUGUUUUCCUAGCUUUCUUUUUUUAUUUUCUUUUGACAUGGAAGAAAAGUUUGUUUUCCGAUAACAACCAGCACAAAGAGAUUUUCACACACCUCUUUAAUAUAUAAAUACGACAAAGAAGCCUUCUCCCUGUUCGUGUCAAAAAAAUCAACACCUCCAAAAUAAAAAAGAGUGCAAAACAAAAAUUAUACAUGGAAUCUUUACCGGAGAACAACGUCCGGCAACCGCUGCUGGAAAAUCCGGCGAAGAAAGAAGCGGAAGGAGAAGAGAGAUUGUGCAUAGACGAGAUGCUACAGAGAUACUGCGGCGAGUUUGGCCGUUGGCAAAUGAAGCACUUCGUGCUGACGUGUCUUGCCUGGGCACUAGAGGCGUUCCACACGAUGGUGAUGAUAUUCGCCGAUCAGGAACCCGGUUGGAGGUGCGUCGGGUCGGAUUGUCGGGUCGGGUCUUCGUACUGCGAUAUGGAUCCGGGUUCUUGGGAAUGGACUGAGGGUAAAGGGAGCUCCACUGUGGCAGAGUGGGGAUUGAUUUGCGGCGACAAGUACAAGGUCGGUCUUGUUCAAGCCCUCUUCUUCGCCGGAUGCAUGAUCGGUGCAGGAGUAUUCGGACAUCUCUCGGACUCGAAGCUAGGAAGAAAAGGCUCACUAACAGUCGUCUGCAUCAUCAAUGCAAUCUUUGGGAUCGCGACAGCUUUCUCCCCAAACUACUGGACCUACGUCGUUCUCCGGUUCUUGACCGGUUUCAGCACCGGUGGUGUCGGUCUAACCGCGUUUGUCCUAGCCACUGAACCGGUUGGACCGAGCAAACGCGGUGUAGCCGGAAUGUCAACUUUCUACUUCUUCUCUACCGGCAUUGCGCUACUAUCCGGCAUUGCGUACGUUUUCAGGUCGUGGAGAGAGCUUUUCAUAGUAUCUUCCUUACCGUCUCUCUUGUUCCUACUCAUCGUUAUCCCGUUUAUCUCCGAGUCCCCGAGAUGGUACCUCGUGAGAGGCAAAGUAGACGAGGCCAUGGAGCUGAUGCAUACGAUCGCUAAAACGAACGGGCGUCACAUUCCCGCAGGAGUCACUCUUGCUCUAGACGACGAGGAGGACGAAGCGGUGGAGAAAAACAACGGCCAGAGGAAUACUGCGGCUGAGGGAUCGCUUAAAGACGUUUUACAGUCGCCUCUCACGCGGAUCCGUCUUCUCUUAGCGGUGGCCAUAAGUUUCACGGUCUCGAUUGUAUACUACGGGCUGAGCCUCAACGUGGUAAACCUCAAGACCAAUCUCUACCUCAACGUCUUCCUCAACGCCGUGACGGAGAUGCCAGCUUUCGCCAUAACAGCAGUUUUGUUAGACCGGUACGGGAGGAAACCGUUGACGAUAGGGACACAGUGGUUCAGCUGCGCUUUCUGCCUAACCGGUUUCGUCGUGGGAGGCGUCGGUCCGUGGAAAGUGGUUAGGAUGGUUUCAGGGGUUUUAGGGAUAUUCGGUAUGGCGGGAACGUACAAUCUUCUGUUCAUAUAUAUAGCGGAGCUGUUUCCUACGGUGGUGAGGAACGCUGCGUUGGGAUGCGCGACUCAAGCGGCUCAAAUGGGAGCGAUUCUUGCGCCGUUUGUGGUGGUUUUAGGGGAUGGUUUGCCGUUUGGUGUGUUUGCGGUUUGCGGUUUAGUUGGAGGCGGGCUUGCGUUUUACUUGCCGGAGACGUUGAACAAGCCGUUGUAUGAUACAAUGUUUGGGAUGCACGAAGCUGAGAGCAACAGAGGAAGAAUAGUGUGUUAAAGAACAAAGAUUUCAGAAUGUACACAGAGACGCGGAGGCAGAGAGAUAUUAGAGACUAAAGGAAAGAAUGUGGAAUUGUUUUGUAGUCUUAACUUGUUUUGCUAUCUUGGUCUCUUGUAUUGUGAUUUUUGGAUCCAAGUCUUCUGGUUUUGAUAGUGAACGCUUUUAACAGAAUUAACGCCGAUUUUGUAACAAAAUAGAUUUUAAUGCAUGUUCAAAGUUUUGGAAAACAAA
Messenger RNA from Thlaspi arvense, 2133 nucleotides. Lineage: Eukaryota; Viridiplantae; Streptophyta; Magnoliopsida; Brassicales; Brassicaceae. The record is from the annotation of a GenBank genome assembly.